GAUGGGCGCUGCUUGGAUCCAUGCAGAUCUGGGGCGGCUCUUUGCCAAGCUGGGGCCCAAAGGAACCCAGGCUGGUUUGGAAGUCGUUGAUGGCGUUUCCGUGGAUGGGCAUGCUCGGAACUGGCAUGCAGGAGGUUCCCCAAGUCUGCGGGCGCGAUCAGUUCUUGUCAGAGGUGGCACCAAGCUACCUGCAGCGCCCAAUGUCAGGCCCACGGUGCACCUGGCUGUCUUUUUGCCGUCGGAGCCCACCGGGAUGCAGGUGAAGUUGAUCCUGAACCAGGCGCGUGCACGGUUGCUUCCUUCCCCGUUGCUGGGCACGGUGCUUCCUGCUGUGCUGGGCCUGUUGCGGCAGGAUCCACGUCCUCCAACACCAGAGCUGCCGGAUCAGUUUAUUGAGGAACAUGUGGAAACGCCUAGCCACCAAGAAGCUCCUCUUCCGGACACCGUUCUCGGAGGGAUGGCCCUGUUUGUUGAGAUGGAUGUGCGAAACUGCUGUGCAGUGCUGCCUCUGAAACCACAACUCCCUUCCAAGCUGCCUGACAUCGCUCCUGACACAGACCUGGAUUACGACGGCCUGGUGGUUUCAGCCAAAGUCAUCCAUGCCAACUUGGCCUCAAACCUGUCGGAAGAGUCAUUGGGUUUGUCGGUUGAGGAUGCGACGGUAGUGGCUCCAGGUGGUUACGCGAUCAUGGAGCCCAUGGCAAAAGUGGAGCUUAGAUAUCUCGCAUCGUGGCACGAGCCACCGGAAGGACCCAAAGCCCCUUUGAGAUUCCUGACCAUUCGCUUGCCCUUGGCGAGCCUGUCCGUGUCCUUGGCCGUGAUGCGGACGGUAAAGCACAUUGCCACCACCUUGGCGAAGGGUUUUGCUUCAGACGAACAGGCCACAGCACAGCCAAGUGCAUUGCAAGAGG
Messenger RNA from Cladocopium goreaui, 911 nucleotides. NCBI's taxonomy places the organism in Eukaryota, Dinophyceae, Suessiales, Symbiodiniaceae. The record is from the annotation of a GenBank genome assembly.